AUGUCCUUCCAGGAGUUGGAGCUGAUCGACGGUGUCAGAUUCAAUUGGAACCUCUUUCCGAGUACCCGCCUUGAGGCCUCACAACUAAGCACCCCGUUGGCAUGUUUGUAUACCCCAUUACAUGAAAGAGACCUGGACUACCAACCCAUUCCCACCACCACUGGGUAUCCGAUUCAAUGCAAUACCUGUCGUAAUUACGUCAAUCCCUUCAUCAAGAUUGACAGGAAAAACAACAUGUGGUGGUGCCCGUUCUGCCAGAAGAAAUCAUACUUGCCUGAUGACUACAAGUUACCUGAAUCACCCCAGAGUGUGGACGAAUGGCCCAUUGAAUUACGCCAAACGUCUUCAACCUUGGAAUUCGAGCUUCCCGACACCAUCACUGAUGCAGUUUCUACCCAAUUGCCUCUAGCAUUUUUCAUUGUCAUCGAUGUCUAUCAACACAUCGAGGAUACACCGGAUGACCCGUUCCGGGCUCUAAAAUCCAGUUUGGUGAAGUUCAUUGAGAGAAUUCCCGUGGGCAGCUUGGUUGGAUUGAUCACUUACAGUGAUACAGUCAGAGUACACAAAAUCGGUAAGCCUGAUCAUGUUAUUAACUUGAAUGACAUUUUACGUGACACUUCUGCCAACUAUAAGGCAAUAUUUGACGAAUCGACUAUUGUAAAAUGUUUGAAAAUAUUGGGACUAGAAUCCAAGCCGUUGGAUACCGACUGGAAAGAAAGUCCAUUGAUACAAGAGCAGAUAUUGACAGAGCUCAAUCCCGAGAAUAAGGCAGUCUUCCUCGAAAAGAUUAGAAACGUGAAGCCUAAGCUUACUGACAGUUAUCGACCCUCAAGAUCGUCUGGAUUGGCGCAUUAUGUUACAACAGUUCUUUUGUCAAGAGCAUCGUACAAAAAUUACCUUGGUAAAACUAUCUUUUUUACUACAGGGCCAUGUACCAGCUUUCCUGGAGUGGUCUUAGAUUUGAAACAAGGCCAAUCUAUGAGGUCGCAUACUGAUAUUCUGAAUUUCAAUGCUCCCCAUUUUGUUCCUUCUCUGAGAUUCUAUCAGUGUUUGGGGUAUAUAGCAAAUGGCCAAAGUAUUGAGAGGGCAUUUUCGAUAAGCAAGUCGUCCUCAAUGAAACCUAAUAAUUUCGGGUUAUCACCUGGGGCACCCUCUUGGAACACAGAUAUUUUUGUGGGUUCCUUAGACCAAGUGGGAAUCUACGAAAUGAAGCAUGCAGCCAAUUUAAGCAUGGGAAACAUUUAUUUGCUUGACUCAUUCAAAUCUUUCAAGUUGGAACAGUGCUUGGGACGAGCUUUCAAUUCUUUUCCCACUAAAGUCUUUAACACCCUCACCAUUGCUACAUCACAGGAUUUGAAAAUAUCUAAAAUGAUUGGUGAUAUUGGUUAUCCCUUACCUUCGAGCUACGGACAGUCACUGAAAUACUAUGAACAGCACCAUGAUAAAAUCUCAGACAAUUUGACAAAGUUUGAUUCUCCAGUAGCCAAGAAGUCGUUCACGAACAGGUGGUGGUUUAAUCUGUUAACAAAAAAUGUAACAUUAGCAUUUCAAUUCGACAUGAAUACAAAAAGAUCUUCCUCUGAUCUAAUGGCUAAUGGGACUAGAGAGGCGUACAUUCAGUUUCAAUUGAAGUACUGGGAUUUUGUUUCUAAGAGCUGGAAGCUUAGAAUAUCCACUAUUGAAAAACAGACUACACUUUCUGUGCUGGUUUCCAGAAAAUCGGGUUCUCCACAAAACACAAGAAUCAUCAAAGAGCACCAGCUCUUGAAAAGUUUUGAUCAGGAGUGUUGGAUGAUUAUUCUCAGUAGACUACUAAUCAGCAAGAUUGACAGUUCACUAGGAUACGAUCGGGUCGAUGACUUAAAAGAUCUCUUGGAUAGUACUUUUGUGAGAUUGUUGUUCUAUUUUGGAGGGGUCAAAUUGGACUUGAGUAGCUCAAACUCCCACAACCCAUAUCUCAGACUUCAGCAGAUUUAUACAAUGAACGAGCAUUUCAAGCUUUUACCUGCAUUGAUCUAUCACUUCAGGAGAAAUACUCAACUUUUUAGCAUUUUCAAUUCAAGUCCUGAUGAAAUUGCAUACUAUCAUUCUUCUUUUUUGAAAAUGAGCUGUGAUUUAUCCCUUAAGGUUGUUCAACCUCAAUUGUUCGAAAUAUCUAUCGAGAGUACAAAAGAAGUUCCAUUGGACUCAAGCUCUUUAAGCAUGUGCCCGGAGGACCUGUUCUUGAUAAUGGAUACUGUUUUUCAGAUUAUAGUAUUUAAGCUGCAAGCAAGCUUAAAACUACACCUGUCAAAUAAUGACGAAUUUUUCACCGAAAGAACUUCUGAAAUUGCAUUACCAAUGAGUUUUGUAAACCCUAUUUUGGCAAAAAGAGAUGCAGUGAUUCCCAACUUGGUAUUGACUCAAACCAAUCACUCGCAAUCAAGGUUUCUUGUCUCCCGACUAAAUCCGAAUGAUAAGGACGAUACACAAGUGCAAGUAGAGAAGAAUACCAAGAGUUCCGGAUUUUGGGAUAAGUUUAAGCAACUCACCAUAGCCCCACCCAGUUACAAUGUCAUGAAAACCGAUGAUUUGAGCUUGAGACAGUACUACGAUGGGUUAGUUCUUUUGGUUAAAAGCUAUAAGAUUGGGGACGACGAAUAA
Suhomyces tanzawaensis NRRL Y-17324 is the source of this 2643-nucleotide messenger RNA. RefSeq lists its product as uncharacterized. Bases 1 to 2643 code for a protein of 880 amino acids. Gene Ontology annotation, cellular component: endoplasmic reticulum exit site; COPII vesicle coat. Lineage: Eukaryota; Fungi; Ascomycota; Pichiomycetes; Serinales; Debaryomycetaceae. The transcript has a single exon. Gene Ontology annotation, biological process: COPII-coated vesicle cargo loading; endoplasmic reticulum to Golgi vesicle-mediated transport; intracellular protein transport. The record is from RefSeq and is a predicted model, not a curated record. Gene Ontology annotation, molecular function: zinc ion binding; GTPase activator activity.